Closterium sp. Naga37s-1 is the source of this 918-nucleotide messenger RNA. The record is from the annotation of a GenBank genome assembly. Lineage: Eukaryota; Viridiplantae; Streptophyta; Zygnematophyceae; Desmidiales; Closteriaceae.
AUGGCGGAGGGACUGAAGGCCAUGAAGGGGGGAAAGAGCCAUGCUGCGUUGACUCAUAUGUUCCUUCCUUCUGUGCCCUCUCCCUGUUGUCCCUCUUUUGUGUUCCUCCUUCCGCAUUCCUUUCCUCAGUCUGAGGAGGGCGGAAGAAAGGAGGACUCGGAAACGAACAUGGCGGAGGCACUCAAGGCCAUGAAAGGGGGAAAGAAGGGCGGGGGAGGGCGGGCGAGCAGAGGAGGCGGGGGAGGGGGAGGAGGGGGGGGAGAUGCCAUGGACAGUGGCACAGUUCGAACAAGAAAACCCAAGGCAGGGGGGCGGAAGGGCGGUGGGGGAGGGGGAGGGGAGGAGCAGGGAGGAGCGCGAGUGGCUGGCAUGGAUGCUGUUGUGUCGUCCUCGCCUCUGCUCUCCCUUGUGCUCAUGCCUGCAUUUAAAGAGGUGGCAGCGGAUCAGCAGGAGCAGGCAGCAGUGCGGGCAGCAGCAGACGCAGCGGACGCUCUGGUGGAGAUGGAACGAUGCGCUCCCGGCUCCUGCCAACUGCUGCUUGCUAGCCUACUUGGCAAACUCGGCAGAUUCUGCGUGAAGGCCAACGCUGGCAGGCAGUUUUGGUCGAAGCAGGGAGUUGGGGUUGAAGCAAGAGGUUUCCAACUGCAACCACCUCACCUUCCCCCUCCCCCCUCCCCCCUCUUGCAGAGCAUCAGAGGAGGUACCCCCCUCCCUGCAUCAGAGGAGGUCCCCCCCUUGCGUGACCUGAAAGCCAACGCGCGCAGGCAGUUUGGGGGACCGGGGGGUGAGGGAGGAGCGGAUGGGCGAGCAGACAGGCGGCAUGGCAAGGGUGGGGACGAUGACGUUAACAACCUGAGCCCUCUGGGAAGCUUCCUCCUUCGUAGAUGGAAGGGAAACUCGCUGCUGGAGUCAGGAUGA